AUGCGGUCGCUCAAGAACCCAGCAUUUGACAAGUCGGCUGCCAUCGAGCAUUAUUGCCAGAUCGACCGCAUCCAUCCUGGUCGACGCAGCGAAAAUAAGCUCGCGCUUGGUUCGCCAGCCUGGACCGUACAUGCGUACCUGGUGGGUGUGUCGUGUGUGGGUGUGGGUGUGCUACGACAUGCUCCCGUCCUUCGUUACUGGACGCUUCAUAGCAGAUCCAGACGCCUUGGCUGGCUGACUGACCAGACGCUUAUGCAGCACAUUGCCGGCGCCCUCCUCCCGUCGCUCGCCCAGCCAGGGCGCCACGCCCUCCCGCGCUGAGCGCCCUUUGUCCAUCGGAGAUGGUCCUACGAGCACCCGUAUCUCUCGUCGAGCCGCAAUGAUGGCCACGAGUCGCUUUGCCGGCGAAAACAAUGACCUUCUCCCAAGACAAAAGGCUCCGCUGUCGGGAUGGACGGGGUCGGCGGCCAGCCGAGUGGUUUCGGAGGCCCCGCCGCGGAGUUAAGGCGAGGAGGGCGCUCCACGGCAC
Molecule: messenger RNA, 529 nt
Organism: Purpureocillium takamizusanense
Lineage: Eukaryota; Fungi; Ascomycota; Sordariomycetes; Hypocreales; Ophiocordycipitaceae
Exons: 1
Coding region: 1-321 (106 amino acids)
Source: RefSeq, a predicted model, not a curated record